AUGGAGGCUGCUUCCCGGAAGGCUCAGUUGCUUCCCCACACAGGGAAACACAGCGUUUGGCUGCUCCUAGCUUAUGUGUCGCUCGCUGCCGCUGAUAUAAUGACAGCUAAGACUCAGCUGCCGAGCAAAGAGAGAGCUCUGAGGGGAAGGCAGGAGAAAAUGGUCGUGGCAGACAAGCAUGCAGUCAAUGGGAAUCCCACUGUGGAGCCUUUUCCACCAGGCAUGGAGACCAUCAUGUUUGGAAUGGGCUGUUUCUGGGGAGCUGAAAGACUGUUUUGGCGACUUCCAGGAGUCUUCUCCACACAGGUGGGCUACGCCGGUGGUUUUACACCCAACCCUUCCUACCAUGAGGUCUGCUCAGGUCUGACAGGCCACACUGAGGUGGUGAGAGUUGUCUUUUCCCCUGAAGACGUCAGCCUUGAGGAGCUGCUCAAACGCUUUUGGGAGAACCACGAUCCCACACAAGGUAGCCACGCACUCCCACACAAACCCCAAAGUCGCCUUCAAAUAAGACCCAUCCCAAGGGGCACAAAAUUUAUUAGAGCAGAAGGAUGA
This is a messenger RNA of Menidia menidia (Atlantic silverside), 555 nucleotides long. NCBI's taxonomy places the organism in Eukaryota, Metazoa, Chordata, Actinopteri, Atheriniformes, Atherinopsidae. The record is from the annotation of a GenBank genome assembly.